AUGGCGAACAACAUCCACGUCGCCGUGCUAGACGCAGACAUCCCCUGCUUAUCAGUAUACAAAGAGCGGGGUCUAUACAGCUCUCAAUUCCGCGUCCUCCUCCAAGCAGCAGCGGAACGCCUGAACAAAAGCGCAGACACAACCCUCCAAUAUGGCCCACUAGCCGUGAACGUAACGGCCUUCGACGCCGUAGGCAGGACCCUACCACCGCUCGAGACUCUCCGAAACAGUCCCAAGAUCCCAGCAGAGCCUCAUACCGGCGGACCACUUGGCCCGAUAGAUGCAAUUCUAAUCACAGGCUCCGCAUCCUCAGCCUACGAAGACCUACCCUGGAUCCACGAGCUGCAAGCCUUCAUCCAAUCAGUACAUGCAGACUACCCGCACGUUAAGAUCUUCGGCUCCUGCUUCGGUCACCAGAUCAUAGCCGAAUCACUUCUCUCCAAGGACCAAACCUCACUGGAAUCAUCAUUCCACGUCGCGCACUCACAGACUGGCUUCGAAAUGGGUAUCCAGCCUAUCACUCUCGACCCGUCAUUCACGGCGCGCUUCCCGCCUCUUGCGCGUGCUUCGGCACUGGGUUCAUUCCGGAUUCAGCUAAUCCAUGGUGAUAGGGUAGUUCCUACGCCUGAAGCUGUUGCAGCUACUGGGAAGACGGAUGUUUCUUUGCCGGCUCCAUGGUGUAAUAUUGGGAAUAGUGCGCAGUGCGCUAUUCAGGGUCUUUAUAACCCCGGCCGGGUUUUGACGUAUCAAGGUCAUUUUGAGUUUGAUACUUUUGUUAAUGGGGAGCUUUCGCAAGAAUUUGGAAGGAGAGCGAAUUGGCCGGCUGAUGUAGUUGCUGGGUAUUUGGAGUUGAUUAAUCGUUCACUUGUUCCUGGCAUGGAUGAUGAUGAUGAUUCCAAGGCUGCUGCUGAAGCUGUGCUGCUGUUCUUUGCUGGUGAAGAUUUGGAAGGACAGGGGAUUGGGCUUACUUUGCCUGGUAGUGGUUUACUUACUCCUCCGUUGGGUUGA
This is a messenger RNA of Penicillium canescens, 1008 nucleotides long. Its product is annotated as type 1 glutamine amidotransferase. Bases 1 to 1008 code for a protein of 335 amino acids. The record is from RefSeq and is a predicted model, not a curated record. The transcript has a single exon. NCBI's taxonomy places the organism in Eukaryota, Fungi, Ascomycota, Eurotiomycetes, Eurotiales, Aspergillaceae. Gene Ontology annotation, cellular component: nucleus; cytosol.